CAAAAAUUGUUAAAACGUGGCUGCGCCACGAUCUGAAAAUCUCCACAUUAUUUCCGAUAUUUCGGAUUUUCAAAGAGGUUAAUCAACUUGAGAGAGUCAAGAUGCUGUCACGUGUUGCACGCAAUAUUGUUCCUUGUACAAGAGGUGUACUUGGUCGCCUCCAGCAUACCAAAGCUAAGGAGUUGCCCAUCCAACUAUCAUCAGCAUCCCAAGACGUUUUUGAUCGUGAGAAUAAAUAUGGAGCCCACAAUUACUCCCCAAUUCCUGUGGCUCUGGCCAAAGGAGAAGGCUGCCAUGUGUGGGAUGUUGAGGGAAACCACUACUACGACUUUCUGAGUGCAUACGGCGCAGUCAACCAAGGCCAUUGUCAUCCAAAGAUCAUCCAGGCUCUAAAGGACCAAAGUGAAGUCCUCACUCUCAGCUCAAGGGCGUUCUACAACAAUGUUUUGGGAGAAUUUGAGGAGUUUAUUACUUCACUUCUUGGUUAUGACAAAGUUCUUCCUAUGAAUACUGGUGUGGAAGGUGGUGAAACAGCUUGUAAACUGGCAAGAAAAUGGGCAUACAAUGUCAAGAAAGUGCCAAAGAAUCAAGCCAAGGUCCUCUUUGCUGACGGUAACUUCUGGGGCCGGACAUUGGCAGCUAUUUCCAGUUCAACUGAUCCAUCGAGUUAUGAGGGAUUUGGACCUUUCAUGCCUGGAUUUGGUCUCAUUCCUUAUAAUGACCUGAAAGCAUUAGAAGAAGCUGUGCAGGACCCCAAUGUGUGUGCCUACAUGGUUGAGCCGAUCCAAGGUGAGGCUGGCGUCGUCGUUCCUAACCCUGGCUAUAUCAAGUCUGCGAAAGAAAUCUGUGCCAAACAUAAUGUGUUGUUGAUUUGUGAUGAGGUGCAGACUGGAUUGGCUCGCACAGGCAAGCGGCUGUGUGUUGAUCAUGAUGGUGUGAAGCCAGAUAUCCUUAUCUUAGGAAAAGCUUUGUCAGGAGGUCUCUACCCAGUGUCUGCUGUGAUGGCUGAUGAUGAGGUGAUGCUACAGAUCAAACCAGGAGAGCAUGGUUCAACUUAUGGUGGCAACCCACUUGGAUGUAAAGUGGCAAUUGCAGCCUUGAGGGCAAUUGAAGAAGAAGGGAUGGCUGAAAACUCAGCAAUUAUGGGUGAAAGGUUGAUGGCUGGUUUAAGGAAAUUGCCCUCUAGUGUUGUGGAACUCACACGGGGGAAAGGACUGAUGUCUGCUAUCGUCAUCCCAGAGCGGUUGAAUGCGUGGGAUGUGUGUUUAAGAUUACGAGACAAUGGCCUGAUUGCCAAACCAACACACGGGACAAUCAUUCGAUUCACGCCACCAUGCAUCAUGAAAGCUGGAGAGAUUGAUGAAUGCCUCGAGAUCAUUGAGAAGACCAUUGUGUCAUUCCAGUAAAACUUCAUACAAGAUAAAUGGAGAGCUUUCUCCUCUAAGACAGACUUUCACCUUUGCCUCCUCUAAGUUAUUCAAGGUCAUUGAAUCCUUCUGCUUGUAUACCUUUUGGGACUGUGAAUUGUGAAUUCUGUUAUAUAAACAAACAAGCUGGGUGAAUUCUUAGGAAUGAUUAGAAUUUUAAUUUUUCGUUUCUGUAUUGAUACCAGUUAUUUUUACCCGCAACAUAUAAUGCAAAUUGUUUCUCUUCAGAGAAUUCUCAUGUUGUCAAAACUGCUCAAUUAAUGUAAUCAGUUACAUUAUUCUAAAUAAAGUAUAUUUUCGAAUGUCUUUCUCCUUCUAUGUUGCAUACCAGUGCAAUGCACAACAAAACUUGUUUUAUUGGUUCUUUGUAUCCAGUAAUGUCCAUUGGUAAAUGUUUUGUCUGCAUCAUUUGUGGCUGUGGAAGCCAAAUUGGUUGUCACAUUUCUUUCAAGUUUGUUUUUAUUGAUGUGUGCUUAGCGACCAAACAAGAUUUUUUUAACCACUGCAAAAAAAUAAACGAAUAUCCUAUAACAAGUUUUUAGACAUUUAAAACUGGCUGGUCACAAAAUCACCUGAAGACGAAAUGAGUUAGACUUUGUCUGUAAUAUAUGCUUUUAGAUUUAUUUAGUUCAGACUUGCAUACUGUAUGUUCCGAAAUCUUGGAAUCUCACAAUAUUGUCUUCCUGUGCAGCUUAUUGAUACUACCCGGUAUUCAUUUAUGAUCGUUUUGGUGGAGUUGCUAAGUAUAAAUACUUAUGUUAUUAUCUCAAUAUCAGAGAAUUUUCAGCGUACUUAUUUAAUAAUGCCGGACUCUUAAUCAUGUUUGGAAUGACGUAUUUUUGUUGGCAAAUAUAGAGUGUGCUCCAUUUAA
Molecule: messenger RNA, 2298 nt
Organism: Lineus longissimus
Lineage: Eukaryota; Metazoa; Nemertea; Pilidiophora; Heteronemertea; Lineidae
Product: ornithine aminotransferase, mitochondrial-like
Exons: 8
Coding region: 102-1406 (434 amino acids)
Cellular component (GO): cytoplasm
Molecular function (GO): identical protein binding; pyridoxal phosphate binding; L-ornithine transaminase activity
Source: RefSeq, a predicted model, not a curated record